AUGACCCCAGUCAACAUGAGCGGAUGGGUUCCCCCUCGCCCCGCCACGCCGUACCCGCACCCUCAGCCCAAGCCCCAGCCCAACGCCCCCAUCCCCAUCCCGCCCCGCCCUAUGCCCACGCCUAUCCCGGACUCGCCCCCGCGCAAGCCCACGAGGUUCCCCCAGGCCGAGGCGGCUGAGUGA
This is a messenger RNA of Apiotrichum porosum, 183 nucleotides long. RefSeq lists its product as uncharacterized. The record is from RefSeq and is a predicted model, not a curated record. Lineage: Eukaryota; Fungi; Basidiomycota; Tremellomycetes; Trichosporonales; Trichosporonaceae. The transcript has 3 exons. Bases 1 to 183 code for a protein of 60 amino acids.